Messenger RNA from Harpegnathos saltator (Jerdon's jumping ant), 366 nucleotides. RefSeq names its product probable endochitinase. NCBI's taxonomy places the organism in Eukaryota, Metazoa, Arthropoda, Insecta, Hymenoptera, Formicidae. Gene Ontology annotation, cellular component: extracellular region. Gene Ontology annotation, molecular function: chitin binding. The record is from RefSeq and is a predicted model, not a curated record. Bases 1 to 366 code for a protein of 121 amino acids. The transcript has a single exon.
AUGUGUCCGUCCGGGGAAAUGUUUGACAAUACCGUCAACAUGUGCAUUUCCGCCGACGAUGCGGUAUGUUGGACAAAGGAACGGCAAAAGAUCAUUUCGACCACUUUGGCCAAAACGACGACGACCGCAGCCGUCACCAAAGGCACGACCACCGCCACCACCACCACUACUACCACCACCGCCAAACCGGAUCCAUGCGCGUCGCUGGACAAUGAUGAAAACGCAAAUUUACCGAAUCCUGAGAGCAAGAGCAGCUACAUCCAAUGUCGCGUAGGCAUCGAACUGCGCGUGGUCGAGUGCCCGAGCGGGUUAUGGUUCAAUCCAGUGACCGAAUUUUGCGAUUUACCGGAGAACAUAAAACAAUGA